Molecule: messenger RNA, 2497 nt
Organism: Drosophila innubila
Lineage: Eukaryota; Metazoa; Arthropoda; Insecta; Diptera; Drosophilidae
Exons: 4
Coding region: 295-2445 (716 amino acids)
Source: RefSeq, a predicted model, not a curated record
AACCUUUUGAAAGUUAAGAGAAAAAAACCAAAUAUAUCGAUAUAAAUUAGUCUUUAAAAAGUCGGUAACAACGUAUUUGAGCGCUUAUUUGUUAAUGGAAAUACUCGAAUGUAUAUAUACGGAUAUAAAGUGCUCUUAUUCAUUGGCUUUUUAGUGUUAAUAUUCGAAGCAAUGAAAGCUACCUUGGAAAAAUUCCUAGACAUCUUUCUGUUCAAGCGACAAUAAAAACAAGAUACAAGGGCAGACCACCUAAGACUUACCUAAGUUGAUCCGACCAACAGUUGGACUCUCACAAUGUCCGACAAACGGCCACUGUUGGACACGAGUGACAUCGAAUCGGAGAAGGACGGUAUUAUGGGUGCCAAGGAAUCAUCCUUGUUGAUGACUGGGAUAACAUACAAGUCCACAACUGUUGCUCCUACAGUUGUCUGGUAUGGCCGACAAUUACUGGUCCGUCGCAAGCUAUUCGUGGGAUUACUUGUGGUAUUCAUAUUCUCCUAUUUUCUAAUCGGUCCUGCUGAUGUGCUGGAUCUGGAUAACGUCGAUAGCAUCGUGCAGGUGCAUCAUCAGUCUAACGUAUUGGAUAGAGAAGUGGUGUCACAUUCAAACGAUCUGAAAGUUAAUCAGAAACUACUUUUGCCAAAAGGUUAUCUUGUAUAUAGCAAUCAGUGCAGAAUUGUGGACUUGGAUCCCUACAAACGGGAGGUGAUGCGACAUUUCAAACGUGUUUCCUAUAAGCCCUGCAAGCAACGUCUCCCUCUGACCCAAAUGCGCUAUGAUGACCAUACUCGACGUUACGUGCUGAGCAUUAAUUCAACGGCAUUUCAGAGCUAUCACGUGAAAAACGUGUUGAGCUGUUGUUACAUGGGCGUGGAGAGGGUCAGUGAGUCAAAUGUCAGCUAUACGCAUUGUGAGCACUUUAAGAGCAAAGCACAGAUUUCGAACACAACGGACAGUGUGAUUGUCAAGUGCUCCACGGAGAAGGGACAGAUCUAUAUUAAUGGACAUGCGACGAUUCCAGAGCGAUUGCAGAUACGACAAAGGCUGAAGCAAUGGAAGCGUCGGGAUCAGGGACGACGUGUGCCCAGCGUGCUCAUGAUAGGCAUCGACAGCAUCUCAAGGGUGAAUCUCAUCCGUGCGAUGCCCAAGACAGCACAGUAUUUGUACGACAACGAUUGGUUCGAGCUGGCAGGUUAUAAUAAGAUUGAUGACAAUACAUUUCCCAAUAUUAUGGCUCUCAUGGUGGGCUAUAAUCUGAGCAAUGCCAUGAAGUACUGUAAUCCCUAUGUCUCAGGUGGCCUCGAUAAAUGCGACUUCGUUUGGAAGCUGUACAAGAAGCAUGGCUAUGUGACAUCUUAUGGCGAGGAUGCGGUCAAGAUCAACACCUUUAAUUACCUAAAGAAGGGCUUUAAGCAGCCGCCCGUGGACUAUUAUUUACGUCCGUAUCUUUCGGCUGCGGAGAAGUUGCUGGACGGGAAUGUGGUGCUGGGCUUACCACAUUGCCUGGGCUUCGAGACGGAAUCGGAGCAUGUGUACAACUAUGCGCUGGAAUUUGCUCGACGCUAUCGCAACGAUAGCUUCUUUGGCUUCUUCUGGACAAACACGCACAGUCACGGCGACAUUUCCCAGACAAGUUCCAUGGAUGAUUAUCUAAAAGAUUAUCUGCAGCGUCUGUUGGCUCAGGGCACAUUGGAACAUAGUAUCGUUGUGUUCUUCAGUGAUCAUGGCCUACGCUUUGGGCCAACGCGUUCCACCUGGUCGGGUCAUCUUGAGGAACGACUGCCCUUUCUCUUCAUCUGGCUGCCACCAUUUCUGAGAGCCGAGCGUCCUGAAUUUGUGAAGGCGCUGCGUGAGAAUCGCAAUCGUCUAACAACUCCAUAUGAUCUUCACAUGACACUGAAACACAUACUCACUCUAUCGGGUCGCACUGGCAAACUGGAGACGCUGGAUGGCGCCAAAGAUUGUCCACAAUGUCAGAGUCUGCUGUUGCCCGUACCUCUCAAUCGCAGCUGCGAGGAUGUGGCAAUUGAGGAUCAUUGGUGUACUUGCUGGUCCUACAAGGCCAUCAAUAAAAACUCCAAGACGAUGCGACAUCUGGGCGAGCGUGUGGUGCAUUACUUAAAUGAUUAUGUGACCAGCUUUCGAAAUGGAAGUCUUGCCCAUCUUUGUCAGCCCCUCACGUUACAAGGCAUCAGUGCAGCCUAUAAAGCUCGACUCUCUGAUGACGAUCCAAGUCAGACACAAAUUUAUUGGCUUACAUUUUCUACCGCACCCAAUCAGGCGUUAUAUGAGGCAACGGUGCGGUACAAUAAGAGCUCGACAAGUGAGGAUAAUGUCCAGGUCACCGGAUCCGUGAGUCGACUCAACUCAUAUAGCGGAGAGGCCGAUUGCAUGAAUGAUUUUGCAAUCAAGAAGUACUGUUAUUGCCACCAUAAAAGUGGUUAAUUCUAGUCAGCUUGUUUUAGUUAGUAAAGACUCAAAAUUGAGAUUGCCCCAA